AGCAUAAACCCACGAUGGCGGUCAAAAUCCCAUCCCUCGCUCGUAUCUUCCUUCUGUCCGCCUUCCUUUCUUCAUGCGUUUAUCAAUCUAAUGCUCUAUGCAACGGAGCUGCGGCAUUGCUAUGCUGCCUCAACGUCGUACCCGCAACUGACCCACUUGCCAUCGCUGCGCUAGCAUUGGCUGGGACCACAGCCCUUCCAACUCAACAAAUUGGACUUGUCUGUGUGCCCGCGCUCGCUGAGACUGGAAUUCUGUGCCUCACCAAACUAGCUGCAUGCGACGACAAUUCACACCUUGCUCUUGGCAUUGGAUGUUCGACUGUUAAGCCUGCGUAGAUCACAGUGCGGAAAUCAGUAUUUCGUAGCGCACAGGCACGGCUUGUAAUAAUGGUUGACAAAGCACACACUCUGCAGAAUUCCACAAAUGUUCCUGGCAUCC
This is a messenger RNA of Somion occarium, 438 nucleotides long. Lineage: Eukaryota; Fungi; Basidiomycota; Agaricomycetes; Polyporales; Cerrenaceae. The record is from the annotation of a GenBank genome assembly.